AUGUUCUGGAGACGUUCAAAGACGAGCAACCAGGAGCCCGCAGCUCCAGCUCCAUCUUCAAGGCAGUCCGGUCUGUCAUCUGUUCCCGAGCCAUCCAGUCGACCGAUAUCUCAGUCGGGGAGCCAGACUCCUAUAGGAAUUGAUGAUGAUGCAAAGUAUAGAGCGAUAAUCAAAUAUCUUCACGCAAGGCUGGCAACCAGCAAAUGGUGUCCGCCUCCGUCAGACCCCAGCAGCGAAUAUCAUGGCCUUCUACUUCGAAAGUCCCGUGGGGCGUACAUCUCCGAGCCUGACCUCGUCCACCCACUGUUGCUCGGUGCAGUGCAAAAGAUCAAUGUUGCGGUCGCCUUUACUAUGGCAACCGAAAUCACCAGAAUUAUAUUCUCUAUCCUGCAGCUAGAUCAGACCGAAUUGGUUCUGCCCAGCGGUUUCCAGGUGCAGGUGGUUGCGUCUCUGGCAGAAAUUGCCUGCUCCCCCUCAAGUGCCGUUAAGAAAUUCCAGUAUGUCGCACUGGUAAGGGAGGAGAGGCUCUUGCUAGUCUGGCAUGAUGAACUGGAAAAGAUCCUCGUCCAUGCUGAGGACGUGGAAGAGAAGCUGCUAGCAUUCAUAUGCGGGACACGCAUCUCAGUGUUUUCUCCCUCUCAAUCGGCAGGCUACUCUCUUCCACAUUCCUCUAUCGGAUCACCAGCUGCAUCGACACGCAAUUUUGUUCCACUUUGGAACAAGGAAGCCAGCGGAUUGGCGAGCACUCCGCUGCGCGUCCCAGACGAAGAAGCAGCAAAACCUAUAGAGUCAUUGGAUAGGCCCCUUGCGUUGACAAGCUCAAUAUUCGUAGGCCUAGGAAUGUGCCUGAUUGUGGUGCUUCUGGUGGGAUUUGGUAUCUCGAAUCUGAUACUUCAAUCUCUCGUAGAUGGGUCGUGGAUCAGAUUCGCAUUAGUUGCAUCCUUGCCGAUUUUCAUGCUUUUCAGCGUCUUCUUCGUUAUCGUAAUAUUCUCUGACAUUUUUCAGGCUAUUGGGCCUAUAAAGACGCUAAAAACGAAUUCCAGGUUCUAUUCCCCUGUUAGGCCAGAUCUAUCGCAUGCCUAUGCCAUGGGAUUCAAGCCCCCACGCAUCACCAUUCAGCUGCCUGUCUAUACAGAGUCUCUGGCAGGAGUCAUUAUCCCGACAGUGACGAGUUUAAAGGCUGCCAUAUCCUACUACGAAUCCCACGGAGGAACCGCAACUAUCUUCGUCAAUGACGAUGGCCUCGCAUACCUUACUGAGGAGCAGCGGGAAGAACGAAUCAGUUUCUAUCAUGAUAACAACAUAGGAUGGGUCUCCCGGCCCAAAAAUAACGAAGAUGGCUACAUUAGAAAAGGCAGAUUCAAAAAAGCAUCUAACAUGAACUUUGCACUCAACGUUUCAAACAAGGUGGAAGACAGGCUGCUCGACCUGCUGUCAGAGACGCUGGAAACGACAGAAAUGAUAGACGCUUCUCAAGAAGAAGCCUAUUACAAAAUUGCAUUACAAGAGGUUCUUGCUUCUGACAGCCGAAUUAGGGCUGCAGGGGAUAUCCGGAUCGGAGAAGCAAUCCUCAUUGUUGAUGCGGAUACUCGAGUGCCGGUAGAUUGUUUGCUCUACGGAGCAGCUGAGAUGUUUCUAAGCCCAGAAGUCGCUAUUAUUCAGCAUUCAACAGGCGUCAUGCAGGUUGUUGGUGAUUAUUUUGAGAACGGGAUUACGUUCUUUACAAAUCUAAUCUACUCUUCCAUACGCUUCGCGGUUGGCAGCGGCGAGACAGCACCUUUCGUCGGACACAAUGCAUUCCUUCGCUGGAAAGCCGUUCAAUCUGUGGGCAAGCCAGACGAUGGUUAUGUAGCUUACUGGUCUGAGAGCCAUGUUUCGGAAGAUUUCGAUAUUGCACUCCGACUACAGAUUGCGGGUGAUAUUGUCCGUCUUGCAAGCUACCACGGUGAUGAGUUCAAGGAGGGCGUAUCCCUGACUAUUUAUGAUGAACUGGCAAGAUGGGAAAAAUACGCGUACGGAUGUAAUGAAUUGGUGUUCAAUCCAAUCUAUACCUGGAUCUAUAAAGGCCCAUUCACUAAGCUCUUCAUGACCUUUCUGUGGUGCAACAUGCAGCUAUCAUCCAAGAUUACCAUCCUGGGAUAUAUUUCUUCAUGUAAGCCAGUGCCAAACCUGAUCUCACGAUACUACGCUCUCGCCUCUGGAUUUCCCCUCACCAUCCUCAACUACUUUUUGGUCGGGUGGUUUAACGGCUACCUGGAUAAGUUCUAUAUCGAGUCUUGGAAAGUUCUCCUGAGCCUUAUCGUGAUAUUUUCCCUCCUGGGCAAUGUCACCCUUGCCAUAAUUCGGUCUCGUCUAUCAGAGAAGAGCCUGUGGUCCGCUCUCAUCGAAAACUUCAAAUGGAUGCCCAUGAUGGCCAUCUUCUUUGGAGGCGUCUCGUUCCAUCUCAGUCUGGCGAUCCUCUCCCAUAUGUUAUCUAUCAAGAUGGAAUGGGGAGCAACGGCAAAGGAGAAGGUCGACUCCAACUUCUUCAAGGAGGUACCCAAGAUAUUCAAAAGCUUUAAGUGGCUCUAUGUGAUCCUGCUACCCUUGCUUGCCGGCAUGAUAUACCUAGGGAACUUUGCUCCCAGGGGAUGGGAAAUCACAGAGGUCGCAGCCGUCGUUCCCAUGGCAGUAACUCUCUCUCUGCACGCCCUUCUUCCCCUGCUUCUUAACCCCUCGCUGAUGAUCUUUAACUACUAA
Messenger RNA from Microsporum canis CBS 113480, 2739 nucleotides. RefSeq lists its product as hypothetical. The transcript is spliced from 9 exons. NCBI's taxonomy places the organism in Eukaryota, Fungi, Ascomycota, Eurotiomycetes, Onygenales, Arthrodermataceae. Bases 1 to 2739 code for a protein of 912 amino acids. The record is from RefSeq and is a predicted model, not a curated record.